Messenger RNA from Prorocentrum cordatum, 417 nucleotides. Lineage: Eukaryota; Dinophyceae; Prorocentrales; Prorocentraceae. The record is from the annotation of a GenBank genome assembly.
AUGACGGUCGCCGUGGUGUUAAUAUUUUCGCCUAGAUGGAACCGAAUCGUCGCCGUGAUUCUCCGCAAUUGCGUAUGGCUGUGGAGGCAUAUCGACCAGGAGUGCUUCAUCAUCAAUUCCUGGGGCCAACGUGGCUUUUUGUAUUUCUGGUCAUUUUUGGCUGGGAUGAGCUUCGAGUUCUUCUGGUGGCUUGUCGAUUUCAGGGCCCCGUUCUUCAAGGCGAACUCUAUCGGCUUCUCAGUUCACGUCGUCCUGGCGGCCAUACUCUUCGCGUGCGCCUGGCAGACGUUUUACGCCUCCGCCGUUCACGGGGAGCCGCUUACGACCCAGCAGUGCACGGCAGAGGACUACCAGGACUGGAAGAAUUUCACCAGCGGCGUCCGCACACAGGGCUUGCACUCGAUAACUCGUCGUUGA